AUGCAUGAUAGAAUUAUUGUUCUUCUCUGCAAUUGCUUUGCUCAUGGUUUGCUUUCAAUAUUGAUUCAUGUCUGCUUAACUAAGAGGUGCGAUUGUGAUGAUCAUGAUAAGGGGAGAAGUGAUGGUGAGGCUCCGAAGUUGAGGAACUUAGAUGCUCCUUGCCCAUCCUCGCUGGGUUCUAAUGGAUGGGCUAACAGGGAAGCGUCAUCUACUACUUUAAUCGAGAGAUAUGUGGCAAUGGGGUUUCAAACGGAAAUGGUCGUGAUGAGCAUCAAGGAGAUUGGGCAUAGUGACGAAAAUGCAUUGCUUGAACUACUGUUAACGUACAAGGCACUAGGUGAUGAAGAUGCAUUGGGUAACUGCUCUACUUCUGGCUACGCCCCCUUUAGAGUUAAACAUGGUGAUGAUAUUGAUUUUGAGAGCUCAGAAGGUGAUGACGAUGCUGGUGAUACACAGCCCAACUACGGUGAUUAUGGUGAUGAGAAUUUUAUACGAAACAUGUCAGAGAAGGACAAGAAGAUCAACUCAUUAGUAGAUAUGGGCUUUCCUGAAAACGAAGCAAAUAUGGCUAUUACAAGAUGUGGUGUGGAUGUUGAUCUCUCUGUAUUGGUUGAUUCGAUUAGUGCGUCACUGGCUGCAGGAGAUUUUGACUUAUCUCAUCAGGUUAUGAAUAGACGCUCUGACUCCUUUGGAGGGACAAAGAAAAUAAGAUUGAUGGAAGAUAGAAAGAAAAAGAGGAAACGGUAUGGAGGUACAGCACAUGGCAAUCAAAUCUUCUUGGAUGGCAGCCAUUAUGAACAUAUGCCUCCCCCAAAUCCAAUGGUUGGAUUUAGCCUGCCCAAUUGUAGCCAACUACCAGUGGACAGAAAAAUUCCUAAAAAAGCUAUCGGGCGACCUUUUUUCUACUAUGAAAAUGUGGCCCAAGCUCCCACAGCUGCAAGGAAAAGAGGCUACAUCCACAAUUUGCCGAUUGAGAACAGAGCACCUCUUCUUCCUCUGCCUCCAAAGACGAUACUUGAGGCAUUCCCUCGGUACAAGAAGUGGUGGCCUUCCUGGGACACAAGAACGCAGUUCAACUGCUUGCGAACAAGUAUGGCAUGUCAACAGCUGACAGGAAGCAUUGGUGCUCUUGCAAGAACAGGGAAUCCACCGCCUCGAAAUAUUCAAAAAGAUAUGAUCAAACAGUGCAAAGAGUACAAUCUUGUCUGGAUAGGAAAGAACAAGGUUAUUGUAUUGGAGCCUGAAGAGAUUGAAUAUCUACUAGGUUUCCCGAAGGACCACACAAGGGGACUCGCCAGCACAAAUAGGUACAAAUCUCUCGGCAACUCGUUUCAAGUUGAUACCGUUGCUUACCACUUGUCAGUACUGAGGGGCAUGUUUCCCAAUGGAGUUACUGUGUUGUCCUUAUUCACUGGUAUUGGAGGAGGAGAGGUAGCUUUGCACAGGUUGGGAAUCCACAUGAAGACAGUGGUUUCUGUUGAGAUAGACAAAGCCAGUACGAGGAUUUUCAGGCAUUGGUGGGAUCAGACUCAAACAGGCACGCUGAUUGAGUUUGAUGACGUGAAAUCUCUUACUGAUGCUACAGUUGCAUCACUGGUUACUAGAUUUGGCGGUUUCGACUUGGUGAUUGGGGGCAGCCCAUGUAACAAUCUUGCCGGGUGCAACAGAUACAGCCGUGAUGGCUUGGAAGGCAAGGAAUCUGUUUUGUUCUACCAGUACCCCAGAAUCUUGGAGGCCGUCAAGGAAGCUAUGGCGAGGAUGUAG
Molecule: messenger RNA, 1764 nt
Organism: Triticum dicoccoides
Lineage: Eukaryota; Viridiplantae; Streptophyta; Magnoliopsida; Poales; Poaceae
Product: DNA (cytosine-5)-methyltransferase DRM2-like
Exons: 8
Coding region: 1-1764 (587 amino acids)
Cellular component (GO): nucleus
Molecular function (GO): protein binding; DNA (cytosine-5-)-methyltransferase activity
Source: RefSeq, a predicted model, not a curated record